Molecule: messenger RNA, 947 nt
Organism: Paramecium primaurelia
Lineage: Eukaryota; Ciliophora; Oligohymenophorea; Peniculida; Parameciidae
Source: the annotation of a GenBank genome assembly
AUGAUUUCUACUGAAAUCAAUUCAAACGAUGCUAUUGUUAGAUAUGAUUAAAUUAUAGGUUAACAGUAGGAUCAUGAAUAUAGAGUAAGUCAUAUCAGUAAGUAGAGUCCUCAAGAUGUUUUAAGUGUAUAAGAUUAAAUACAACCAUAAUAAACCUCAUUUUCUGAGAUUAGUGAUUAAUAAUUGGAUCAAGAGUAAUUGAAAUUAAAAGAGAAAGAAAGAAUGGAGAGGAUUAUUAAGUAUAUAUGAUAGAUGAAUAUCCAAAAGUAUUCCAAAUACUAUCAAAAGAUCAUUGUCUACAAUUAAUGAAGUGCCUGACUAAUCCAUUAGUAUUUCUUCUCAAAUAGAUGAUCGUAAACAAAAUGAUGUAAUAUUUAAAAAAUUAAGUGAGUUUGAAGAUGAAAUGGAAAAAUAAAAUCAAAAAUUAGGUUCAUACAAAUCUAAUUAGUAACAAAAAUCAAAGAAGAAGUCCAAAAAGAAGAAGAAAAAGAAACAAUAAAGCAAUAAUUCUCACUAGUUAUAUUCCAUAUAAGGAUUGGAGUAUUAAUAAAACAUGAAUAUUACUCUUUAUUUUAGAGACCCAAGAAUUGAUUGUAAUUGGAAAUUACUCUUUAGCUAUUUUACUCUAAUUAUAUUGAGUAAUGUUAUUUUACAAACAAUGGAGGUUAUAAGAUAUUCUUCAAGUAUAUGUAAAUUAGAAGGACUGGAUAAUUUAUUUGUGUAUCUAAAUUAAUUGCUUUAUGUAUUUGGUAAAAUAGGUAUUCUUAGUUUGAAUUACUAAGAAUUUACUAAUACCUCAUCAAUCAAAUAUAAGAUACCAUUAUUAAAUAGCACACUUUUUAGUUCUAUAUUUAUUGUUCUUUCAUUACCUUUAUAUGUUUUUGAUUUUGUUUUGUGUCAAUCUCGCAGUGAACUAUUUACACUAAAUUAUAGUUUAUUAAUAUUGA